This is a messenger RNA of Gymnodraco acuticeps, 2402 nucleotides long. It is a transcript of the gene aktip, whose product is annotated as akt interacting protein. Lineage: Eukaryota; Metazoa; Chordata; Actinopteri; Perciformes; Bathydraconidae. The record is from RefSeq and is a predicted model, not a curated record. The transcript has 10 exons. The coding region runs from base 234 to 1121 and encodes 295 amino acids.
UUGAACUCCGGUUUCUGUGUCUGUCAAAUUAUUUAGCUAGCGUUAGCUUCUUAGCCAAAGGAAUGGCGAGCAGCUGAGCAGUUUAUGCAACAUUUAUAGCAGGAAACACGUUAACAUCUUUGCUAAAGGGACUUUUACAGUUUUCUAGCAAAAACGCAGCGCAUGGCCCAGACAGCACUUGUCGUGGGACCUACUUAGAAAGAGGGAAACCAAUCUGAACCUCUGAAUGAGUAAUGAACCUAAACCCCUUCUGGAGCAUGUCUGCCAAUACAAGUCGUAAGAGAGCUGAAGGUGAGGAACACAGCGGGCACGUGGAGCAGAGAUCCAGCCCAGCCCGGCUGCCCUUUGGCAAAAAGCAGCUUCCACCCAUCCCUAAGAAUGCAGCACCCAUCACAAAGCCUGUGUCAAUGGGCACCCCCACCCAGUCAGCCAAUGGCACACACGCCUCAUAUGGCCCAUUUUAUUUGGAGUACUCUCUGCUGGCUGAGUUCACACUAGUGAUCAAGCAGAAACUCCCUGGUAUUUAUGUCCAGCCAUCCUACAAAUCAGCACUAAUGUGGUUUGGGGUCAUCUUCAUCAGACAUGGCUUGUACCAGGAUGGAGUCUUCAAAUUCACUGUGUAUAUUCCAGAUAACUAUCCAGAUGGAGAGUGUCCUAAAUUAGUUUUUGACAUCCCAGUCUUCCAUCCUCUCGUUGACCCCGUGUCUGGAGAGCUUGAUGUCAGGAGAGCUUUUACCAAAUGGAGACGGAAUCACAACCACAUCUGGCAAGUCCUGAUGUACGCACGUACCAUUUUCUACAAGAUCAACACCACAGAACCCCUCAACCCAGAGGCUGCUGUGCUAUAUGAAAAGGAUGUGCAGUUAUUCAAAAGCAAAGUGGUGGAUAGUGUAAAACUAUGCAACAGUCAUCUUUUCGACCAGCCCAAGGUAGAUGAUCCCUACGCAAUAAGCUUUUCUCCAUGGAACCCAGCUGUUCAUGAGGAUGCAAAAGAGCGGAUGUUCACACAUAAAAGACGGCCUGACGAUCACCACAAGGGCGCGCAGGUGUCGGGUCUGUCCUGGGUGAAGCCCGGCUCCACGCAGCCCUUCAGCAAAGACGACGGUCCUCCUCCGAGCUGAAGCUGCCACCAGGGGGAGCCACACGCAUGAGAUGCCACGCCACCGGCUUACCUGCUGUUCAAGGGAACUGGAUCCUCGCGACAGUUGGGAGAACUUUCUGUUAAACCUCCACGUUAUUGCUCGGCUUUAAAAGCUUCGUAGGCAUCUCCUCAAACGGCUUUAGAAUAAGGAAACAACGUUUGUAUUAUAUGUAAAUCGACGAUGGCAAAUGGAUGUCUCGGCAACAUCAUUUUAGGCUGCGAUGCAAUCAAAGAGCUUUCUCAAUUUUAGAUUUUCAGAUCCAUGCACAUGUUGGGCUAGGCGAUACAACAUACUGUCCCAAAAAGGAGCUGAAAAGUACGAGUAAAGCGUUCAAGUAGAGUGGACUCCGUGAUCUCCUCCACUGGCUCAGGACUGUUUAUUUGUCAGACUUGGAAUGUUGUCAGUCACAGCUGUGUGAAUGAAAUGCCCUCCUGUCAUCCAACUAGAUCUACACCAUAUGUUUUAUAUUUGUUUCUUAUUGGAUAUUGAUUUCUUCUUAAUCCCACUCUGUAAACAAUUGUCUUACAUAGUUUCCUAAUAUAUAAAGCAGAGCAGGCCACCUAUGGGUUUGAAAUGAGAUGCUAGAUAAAGUAAGCUCAUGUAUUUUAUUUUGUCUGAUUUUUGAAUGUUUAUGUACCUUUUUGGCUGUUGGUUAUUAAAGGUGUGAUGUGUAAAUAAUGGAUGCUGUGAUGAGCAUAUAGAGACCUUUCUGCUUGGAUUUUCUUUGGGUUUUCUUUGCAAAUGUUAAGCUCGUUUUGUCAUAAGAAUAAAUAAGUUACUGCCUGUGUCCCACCAGAUUCCCACAUGAAGGAAAAGGAUACAUAUAUAUUGGUAUUCUGUCCAACUACAAGAUAACACGAUUUCUGUUGUGUCGGACAAAUGUCUUCAUCUGUAGAGGGCUCUUGCUUCAGUUUUGGUAAUAUUGCCCAGCUCCUUUCAAUAUGCAAAUAAUAGAAAGCUAAGAAUGUAGGAAAGGGAUAGGACUUUUAAGGAGGAUGUGGCUAUACAAGAUGAGCAGACAUGGUGCUGAAACCUUACUACGAACUGAUCUAUUUAUAGCGUCUGCGUAAGGAAAGGGUGUAACCAAAUGUCAGUGAACUCCACACAGACAUUUUGGCUGACGGCAUCUUCAAAAGUGUGAGUUGUAAUGUGUUCAAUAUGGACCCGUUCCUGCUCCAGUUUGUAAAACACAUUAGCCUACUGCAUAGAUAUGGGUUUAAAAUGCUUUUCUCUGAAAUCAAUAAAAUUGUAAAAAACGAA